CGGAGGUGGGCUGAGACAUAGAGGCGGGGAAGUCUAAGAUGGUUAAUGGUAAAAGUUCAAAGGGUGGACCAGGAGGUUCCAGAUUCACUUCCCUAGCGGCUGAUGAGGUGGAGGAAGAUAUUGGGACAGGCAGGACAAAGGCAGAUGGCAGCAAUAAUAACCACCCCGCGAGCUUUGGGAAAGGGGAUAUAUUAACGAAAAAGUCUUCGGAAGGCAUUAGAGGAAAUGCUAAAUCAGCAGGGGGUACAUCUGGGUCGGCUGGCAGGGAAUCUGGGAAGAAGACGAUGACAGUUGAUUCUAACAAGCAGACGCAGCCACCUAACGAAACCGUAACAUUGGUCCAUCCGACAGCGGAGGGUCUGAACGUACCUGUGAAAAACACUUCCAUGAAGGAACCACCACGGAUGCCGGCGUCGACCCAGUCGGAGAAAGCAAACAAUGGGGUCCAACCCAUGGAGCCUAAUGCCAUGCAAAGACACCAUGUUCGGCCUCCUGAUAGUCACAGUCAGCAGGUGGAGAGCUCGGGGAAUCUUGCCUUAGAGAAGACGAAUGAGAGUAUUAUAGAGAGCCUCGUGAAUGAGGCUUCCUCAUCAUGAGAUCUAUCGGUGUUUCCGGAGCCUGCUCUUCCAUAUUUAUUAAAUGAUGAACUUUUUUAUGUGGAAUUGUAGGGGUGCAGGGAGUAAACGCUUCCUUAGAGUGUUUAAAGAGUAUAAGAGAAGAUACCGUAAGGAUAUUGUGAUAACUGUUGAGCCACGAAUUAGUGGCAGUAAAGCGUUGCAAAUGGU
Molecule: messenger RNA, 785 nt
Organism: Linum trigynum
Lineage: Eukaryota; Viridiplantae; Streptophyta; Magnoliopsida; Malpighiales; Linaceae
Source: the annotation of a GenBank genome assembly